AAAACGCCAACCAAUCAAAUGACUCAUCAGCGGCCGUAGCAGGUGGAGCAGCAGCGGCAGGCGUCGUGGUCCUUCUAUGUGUAGUUAUAGGACUCCUUUUGUUUAGAAGAAUGCGUUUAGCAAAGAAGAAUUCGACAAAAGAAACCCAAUUUUCGCACCUUGAUAAAGCCCUUGAGGAGAAAACUAAAGUUCAACGAAGAACCCGCCAACACGCACAUGUCAACAGAUCAUAUGAAGAUGAGCAACAUACAAGUAUGCCUGCGACAGAUGCUAGUGAAUACUAUAGUUUUAGUGAACAGUUUAUGGGAAUAAGGGUUCAUGAGUUAUGGGACUACAUACACGCAAAAAUGGAAAACAAUUGUGAACAGCUGAUAUCAGAGUUCAAGGCUUUACCACAAGGCCUUGUUCAUGCAUUUGCAUCUGCCGACCAUAUUUCCAACCGAGGCAAAAACCGAUACAAAGAAAUGUAUGCUUAUGACCAUACUCGAGUCAUUCUGGAUCGUGAAAGUAACUCAGUUGAAGAUAAACCUACAGAUUAUAUCAAUGCCUGUUACAUAGAUGGUUAUGAGAAAGUUAAAAAGUUUGUAGCGUCACAAGGUCCCACCAAGAAUAUGGUAGACGAUUUCUGGGAGAUGGUUUGGCAACUUAAGUCAGAUAAAAUAGUUAUGCUCACGAAUCUGAUUGAAAUGGGCACGACAAAGUGUCUGCAAUACUGGCCUAAAGAAGAGGAAGGAGAAACUGAGUGUACUUUUGGAGAAAUAGUUAUAAAGCUACAAGAAACACAAAAGUUCCUUGACUACAACAUACGUGUGUUUUUGGUCGGAAAAAAUGGAAAAGUGUCACGUAGAAUUCGGCAAUUCCAUUUCAAGUCCUGGCCAGAUAAAGAUGUUCCUGACAGUACUUGGUGCCUUGUCAAUUUUUGGAGAGUUGUUGAUACGAACAAUGUAUCAGAUGCAGGACCAAUAGUCGUACACUGCAGCGCCGGCGUUGGCAGGACGGGAACAUUUAUAGGUCUUGACAAUAUGGUGAAUCAAGCUCGACAGGAAGGUUGCAUGAGACCGUUACAGAUUGUACAGACGCUGAGAUCACAACGAGUUAAUAUGGUCCAGACAAAGGAGCAAUACAUUUAUCUACAUGAAGCAGUUGCAGACGCCAUGUAUUUUGGUACCCACUUUAUUUGGACAAAACAGUUUAGAGAUGUUCUGGAAUUUAUGAUACACAAAGACAAGGGUGACGCACGGACACGAUUACAGAUACAAUUUGAGCUCAUUGAAAAGAGUAUUGAGAACCCGGCCUCAGGCGUUGCAGAUAGUCCUGAAUAUUCAAAUGUUGAGACUCUAUUAUCAGAGAGCGAUGCAUACAAACCAAAGAUAAAGAAAGGAGGGUCAAAAUUUGUUGACCAGUUGGGUGCCAUGUUUAUUCCUAAUUACAAGGGAAAGAGUACAUUUCUUGUGUCAAUGUCACCUGAUAAAGAUACAAUGGAAGAGUUUUGGUCUCUCGUUGACGAAAUCAACAUCAAGACAGUCAUAAUGCUUACAGAACAGUCGUCAGCAUGCUAUCAGUCAAGCUGUGAACUAGGUUCAAGUUCAAAAGGCGGAUCCCGAUUUAGUGUCAACAAGAUAGAAGAGAAAAUAAGAAAGGGUUACACACAGAGAUCAUUUACUUUCAAGGAAAGUGAAAGGGAGUUUCGAUCUGGACAGGAGGAUGAUCACUUAACAACAGUGAAGCAAUUUGAAUACACAGCUUGGAAAGAGGGAUUACCGGCUCCAGAUGACACAACCUCUUUCCUUGACAUGACAGAAGCCGUGUUAAAAUGGCAGCCGCAUUUAACUGAGUUGCAGCCUGUACUCGUACAUUGCAGUGAUGGUUGUACGAGGUCUGGUAUAGUAUGUGUUCUUCUGAACGAGCUUCAAAGGAUGAAAUAUGAAGGAGGCCAUGUCAACAUUGUAGAGUCUGUUAAAAUGAUGAAGAUACGACAGAGGCUUCUCAUAAACAACUAUGAACAGUACAAGUAUUGUAAUGAUCUAAUUCUGGAUCACAUUAAGCGAACAGAUGUUUACCAAAACCUCUAAAGUUCUGCAAAGGAGUAUGACGAUAUAAUAAUUCAUUUCUAACAUGUGUUGUGAUUUUUCUUAAACAACUGACCAUACAAUAUAGUUUGCACGUGUUUGUGUCAAUACUUGUUUUGUACCAGGGUGUAAAAAUUAGUUUGAACAAUAUUUAAUCAGAAUAUAUCUUUUUCAAACGGUGCUGUCUAGGCAUUAUGAUCAUAUUUGAUCUCAUUGAAAUGGUGAUAUGGAUAUAACAAUACCAUGAGUUAAGUAUGCAGCAACCAAUUUAUUAUACCUGUUUUUGUGUAAA
Molecule: messenger RNA, 2361 nt
Organism: Ruditapes philippinarum (Manila clam)
Lineage: Eukaryota; Metazoa; Mollusca; Bivalvia; Venerida; Veneridae
Product: receptor-type tyrosine-protein phosphatase epsilon-like
Biological process (GO): protein dephosphorylation
Molecular function (GO): protein tyrosine phosphatase activity
Source: RefSeq, a predicted model, not a curated record